GCUGAGGCGGCGGCGCCUGCGCAGUGGGGGAAGGUGACGGUGCUGUUUCGAGGGUGGCUGCUUCUCCUCCUCAGGCCUGUCGCCAUGAGCUACGACCGGGCCAUCACCGUGUUCUCCCCGGAUGGGCACCUCUUCCAAGUCGAGUACGCGCAGGAGGCCGUGAAGAAAGGCUCCACCGCGGUUGGAGUGCGUGGAAAAGAUAUUGUUGUCCUUGGUGUGGAGAAGAAAUCUGUGGCAAAACUUCAGGAUGAAAGAACUGUCCGAAAGAUCUGUGCUCUUGAUGACAAUGUCUGCAUGGCUUUUGCAGGACUCACAGCAGAUGCCAGGAUAGUUAUAAAUAGAGCACGAGUGGAAUGUCAAAGCCAUAGACUUACAGUGGAGGAUCCUGUCACUGUGGAGUAUAUUACACGUUAUAUUGCUAGCCUGAAACAGCGGUACACCCAGAGUAAUGGACGCAGGCCUUUUGGUAUUUCUGCCCUUAUUGUGGGAUUUGACUUUGAUGGAACUCCAAGGCUUUAUCAGACUGAUCCUUCUGGUACAUACCAUGCCUGGAAGGCUAAUGCAAUUGGCAGAGGAGCAAAAUCAGUGCGUGAAUUUUUGGAAAAAAACUACACUGAUGAGGCCAUUGAAACAGAUGAUUUGACAAUUAAGCUUGUUAUCAAAGCUCUACUUGAAGUUGUGCAGUCUGGUGGUAAAAAUAUUGAGCUGGCAGUUAUGAGAAGAAACCAGCCUCUGAAGAUCCUGAGCCCUGAUGAAAUUGAGAAGUAUGUUGCUGAAAUUGAAAAGGAAAAGGAAGAAAAUGAGAAGAAGAAACAGAAGAAAACAACAACAUGAUGCAUACAAUGUAUUGUCUAGUCUGGAUUUUUAAAUCAGCCAUGAAUCUGUAUAGACAUAGAGGCAUUCCAUUUCCCUGUGCUGUUUCAAGAGGCCCUUUUUAAGAGGCCUGUAAUAAACCACCCAUUUUUUAAA
Molecule: messenger RNA, 969 nt
Organism: Anolis sagrei ordinatus
Lineage: Eukaryota; Metazoa; Chordata; Lepidosauria; Squamata; Anolidae
Gene: PSMA7
Product: proteasome 20S subunit alpha 7
Biological process (GO): ubiquitin-dependent protein catabolic process; proteasomal protein catabolic process
Cellular component (GO): nucleus; proteasome core complex, alpha-subunit complex; proteasome core complex
Source: RefSeq, a predicted model, not a curated record